CAUUGAUGUAGCCGGUUGUCGUCGGGAUUCGUGCAUCAAGAGUGCUAAACCAAGUUCUAGCAGUGAACAUGAAACAGCCCUCGCAGCAAUUACAACAAUGACAGAUUUGGACUUGUCCUUCAUACCCAGCCUCUACACCCCAUCCGCUCUACUACCAAUCUCCAGGCAUAAAGAUAGUCUCCUCUACACCGUUGAAACCCAUCAAGUCACCAUACUCGUGGGCCAGACUGGCAGUGGAAAAACAACCCAACUCCCCCAGUUUCUAGAGCAGGCAGGAUGGUGUUCCAACGGGAAAUGCAUCGCAGUGACUCAGGUGGCCCAGACGAGUGGCGGUCACCACCGUCGCCACGCGUGUCGCCGAGGAAAUGCGAUGUAAAGUUGGGGAGGAGGUUGGAUAUUCAAUCCGGUUCGAAGACGUGACAUCUUCGCGGACGAAAAUCAAAUUUCUUACCGAUGGCAUGCUGUUGCGCGAAGCUCUGGUCGACCCCCUGCUCUCAAGGUAUUCCGUCAUCAUGGUAGAUGAAGCUCACGAGCGAUCUCUAAGCUCAGACAUAUUGUUGGGCCUGCUCAAGAAGAUCAAAAAGCGCCGACCAGAGCUCCGAAUCAUCGUCAGCAGUGCGACUUUGGAGGCCGAGCGGUUCGCCGAGUUCUUCAAAGACAAGGACCAACAAGAUGGCUCUAAUAGCGAUCAACAAUGCCGGAUCAUCAGCAUCGAAGGGCGGACAUACCCCGUUGACAUACUGUAUCUGGACCAACCGACCGAAAACUACGUCGAGAAAGCCGUCCACACGGCCUUCACCAUCCACCAGCAAGAAGGGCCUGGAGAUAUCCUUGUCUUUCUGACGGGGAGAGAAGAGAUCGAAAUGGCCAUGCAGAAACUAUCUGACCUGGCAGCGACCUUACACCCACAGGCGCAAGCACUUCAACCUCUACCACUCUAUGCGGGACUCAGCACCGAAGAACAAAUGUACGUGUUUUCCGAAGCGGCAGAAAACACGCGGAAAGUGAUUCUGAGUACAAACAUCGCCGAGGCCUCCGUCACCAUAUCGGGGAUCGUCUACGUAAUCGACUGCGGCUUCGUCAAACUUCGCGCAUACAACCCAACGACAAACAUCGACACUCUCACUCCGUUCCCUGUGUCCAAAGCAUCCGCGACCCAAAGAGCAGGCCGCGCAGGUCGGACGAAGCCUGGAAAAUGCUUCCGACUAUACACUGAGCAAUCAUACGAGUCUUUACCAGCGACUACGACACCAGAAAUCCAGCGUUCAAACCUUGCCCCAGUAGUUCUUCAGCUGAAAGCGCUAGGGAUCGAUAACAUAGUUCGAUUCGAUUUCCUGUCGCCGCCGCCUUCACAACUCCUAGUCCGUGCUUUCGACCUUCUUUACUCUCUAGGCGCGGUCGACGAAUACGCCAAACUGACGUCGCCGCUGGGCACGCGAAUGGCCGAACUCUCCAUUCCGCCCAUGAUGGCCAAAUGCCUGCUUACCGCGUCCGACCCAAAGUACAACUUCAACUGUCAAAGCGAAAUGCUCACCAUCGCAGCCAUGACUUCGCUCGAGGGAAACGUAUGGUUCCACCACAGCGGCGAAAAGAAAGCAAUGGACAUGUCGCGGCGGAAAUUCGCCGCCGAGGAAGGCGACCACUUGACGCUACUCAACGUCUACACUGCUUUCGUGACAAAGGGCAAGAAAGAAGCCCGCUGGUGUCAUGACCAUCAUUUGAAUUUCAAGUCGAUGCAGCGCGCUCUGAGUAUUCGCAACCAACUGGCCCGAUACCUCGAACGCCUGGGCGUCAAAGUAGUAGCUGCUGACAACAACGCGCCCUACCUUUCGACGGCGCAGCAGCAGCCCUUGUCUACAGCAGAUAAAGCCACAAAUAUCCUCAAAUGUCUGGUGACGGGUUACUUCUCCCAGGCAGCCAAAAUGCAGCCAGAUGGUAGUUUCCGCUCCGUGUCCGGCAACGUCACCAUGUACGCACACCCUACGAGUCUGUUGUUCAACCGGAAGGCCGACUAUGUUGUGUUUCAUGAGGUCCUCGAGACUGGCGGGAAAGUGUACAUCAAAGACCUGAGCAAGGUGGAGAAAGGAUGGUUGGUCGACCUUUCAGGAGGAUAUUAUAAUGUAAAAACAUAGCUAGAGCUCGCAUCUGAUCUAGACCGUCGGCGCCUAUACAUGGUCUUUUCUUUGUUGGUUUGCCCUAUUCAAAAGUGUCCGUUCCGUACAGUGUUUGGCGACAAUUAAGGUAUUUUCGCAUUACUCCG
Messenger RNA from Exophiala dermatitidis NIH/UT8656, 2260 nucleotides. Its product is annotated as ATP dependent RNA helicase, variant. Bases 366 to 2132 code for a protein of 588 amino acids. Gene Ontology annotation, cellular component: intracellular anatomical structure; catalytic step 2 spliceosome. Lineage: Eukaryota; Fungi; Ascomycota; Eurotiomycetes; Chaetothyriales; Herpotrichiellaceae. Gene Ontology annotation, molecular function: ATP binding; RNA binding. The transcript is spliced from 2 exons. The record is from RefSeq and is a predicted model, not a curated record.